Molecule: messenger RNA, 2164 nt
Organism: Epinephelus fuscoguttatus (brown-marbled grouper)
Lineage: Eukaryota; Metazoa; Chordata; Actinopteri; Perciformes; Serranidae
Exons: 12
Coding region: 129-2150 (673 amino acids)
Source: RefSeq, a predicted model, not a curated record
UGUUUCUGCUAUGUGGCAGUCAGGUUAGUGUUAGCAGAUUCUUUAGUCGUCAUUUUCACUUUGAAGUUGACAUUUUACAUCGCUGGUGUUUAGGAAUUGUUCCUGUCCAGAUUUGCACACCAAGAAUAAUGAAGCACAGUGUGGUUUUACUUUUGCUGCUCCUCUUGGGGAUGUGCUCAGCUUGCCCUUCUGGAAAUGUGGCCUUGCGUGGCAAAGCAACUCAAUCAACCCGCUUCAACGGACAGGAGAUUGGUUUUGCGGCUGCCUACAAUGCCAUUGAUGGAAACCGCGAUACCAAUUACUUCCAUGGAUCAUGUACCGCGACUGCACAACAGACCAACCCCUGGUGGAGAGUGGACCUGCUGGAGUCCUACAUCGUCACCUCUGUCGUCAUCACCAACAGAGGAGACUGCUGUGCAGAAAGAAUCCACGGGGCAAAGAUUCACAUCGGCAACUCUUUAGAAGGCAAUGGUGCCGCAAACCCACUGGUUGGUACCAUUCCUGCAAUCGCUGCAGGGGAGUCCUACACUGUGACUGUCAGCGGUCGUGUGGAGGGACGUUACGUGACUGUGUAUCUACCUGGUUCAAACAAGAUUCUUACACUCUGUGAAGUGGAGGUUUAUGGGUACCGUGCCCCAACUGGAGAAAACCUGGCAAUCCAAGGAAAAGCCUCACAGUCAUCACUCUAUGAAUUUGGCUCUCCAUAUAAUGCCAUUGAUGGGAAUCAUGACGGUCACUGGAUCAAGGCGUCCUGCAGUCACACAAACAACGACAUGAAUCCUUGGUGGCGACUGGUUCUGCCCACACACACAAAAGUCUUUUCUGUUAAUGUAACCAACCGAGUUGAUUCCUGGGAACGACUGAAUGGAGCUGAGAUCCGCAUCGGAGAUUCUCUCGAAAACAAUGGCAACAACAACCCCAGGUGUGCCGUGAUCACAAGCAUCCCACCAGGUGCUACUCGUGGAUUCGACUGUAAUGGGCUGGAAGGCCGCUAUGUUAACAUAUUUAUCCCUGGAAGAGCGGAGUACCUCUCCCUGUGUGAGGUGGAGGUCUAUGGCUCUUUCAUGGAUUCGUUUCCGUUACGUGGCAGUCAGGUUAGUGUUAGCAGAUUCUUUAGUCGUCAUUUUCACUUUGAAGUUGACAUUUUACAUCGCUGGUGUUUAGGAACUGUUCCUGUCCAGAUUUGCACACCAAGAAUAAUGAAGCCCAGUGUGGUUUUUCUUUUGCUGCUCCUCUCGGGGAUGUGCUCAGCUUGCCCUUCUGGAAAUGUGGCCUUGCGUGGCAAAGCAACUCAGUCAACCCGCUACAACGGACAGCAGAUUGGUUUUGCAGCUGCCUACAAUGCCAUUGAUGGAAACCGUGAUACCAAUUACCUCCAUGGAUCAUGUACCGCGACUGCACAACAGACUAACCCCUGGUGGAGAGUGGACCUGCUGGAGUCCUACAUCAUCACCUCCGUCAUCAUCACCAACAGAGGAGACUGCUGUGCAGAAAGAAUCCACGGGGCAAAGAUUCACAUCGGCAACUCUUUAGAAGGCAAUGGUGCCUCUAACCCACUGGCUGGUACCAUUCCUGCAAUCGCUGCAGGGGAGUCCUACACUGUGACUGUCAGCGGUCGUGUGGAGGGACGUUACGUGACUGUGUAUCUACCUGGUUCAAACAAGAUUCUUACACUCUGUGAAGUGGAGGUUUAUGGGUACCGUGCCCCAACUGGAGAAAACCUGGCAAUCCAAGGAAAAGCCGCACAGUCAUCACUGCAUCUAUUUGGCUCUCCAUAUAAUGCUAUUGAUGGGUAUCAUGACGGUAACUGGAUCAAGGCGUCCUGCAGUCACACAAGCAAAGAAAUGAAUCCUUGGUGGCGACUGGUUCUGCCCAGACACACAAAAGUCUUUUCUGUUAAUGUAACCAACCGAGUUGAUUACUGGGAACGACUGAAUGGAGCUGAGAUCCGCAUCGGAGAUUCUCUCGAAAACAACGGCAACAACAACCCCAGGUGUGCCGUGAUCACAAGUAUCCCACCAGGUGCUACUCGUGGAUUUGAGUGUAAUGGGAUGGAAGGCCGCUAUGUUAACAUAGUUAUCCCUGGAAGAGUGGAGGAGCUCUCCCUGUGUGAGGUGGAGGUCUAUGGCUCUUUCCUGGAUUCACUUUAAAAGAGCAAGAGUGA